This is a messenger RNA of Geodia barretti, 3302 nucleotides long. NCBI's taxonomy places the organism in Eukaryota, Metazoa, Porifera, Demospongiae, Tetractinellida, Geodiidae. The record is from the annotation of a GenBank genome assembly.
UGGACGGUUUGGUAUUCACACAGUUCACGUUAGGUGGACCGAAAUAUCAGUCUUCAACAAAUAUCUCGGAGCUCCGAAGACCCGGCCACUGACGUAACGGUCAUACAGAACCCGAGGAUACGUGGCCAGACCCUCUGAGCAGUCCGCUUUGCUCUAAAUCCCGUAAGUUGCGGUGUGACUCCCAGCUUUCUCUUCACUAGCAUCCGUAACUACGGUAUUAAAAUUGACGUCACGUAUGACCACGCCCAUCGCAUCUCCAUUCUAAUUUUGCGCAACAAAACUUACCGUGUAUAAGCCCACCCCUGAGCUUAUACUCCGACUUUCACUCUUGCACGCUCCGGCAUCUCGCUUCUGCCGAAGCCUCCGGACACCCUCUAAGAAUUUCCCGUUGAUACUGAAGUGCCAGUGAACCAUGGCAGAAGGGCUGUACAGAAUUGGAGAGUGUAUUUACAUGGAGGUAUUCCCUCCACCCAUGCCCUACCAGAUCUGCAAGAUUGAAGAACUUCGGAAAAACACAAAGGGUAGUGUUGAGGUAGCUGCGAAAUGUUUCUACCGAAGAAAGGAUCUUCCGCCUAGCGUGCUGUCGUGUGCAGACAGACAUUCCAGUCAGUCUGUGUGUGAGUGAGUGGGUGUGUGGUUAACUUGAGUGUGACCUCCAUUCAGUUGUGGUGGAGGAGGAGAACGAACUGGAGGGAGUGGCCGUGUCUAGCUUCUCUUUCGACAAGCUGAGCGAACAGGAGAGACAUCUGGUCCGCCAUAGAGAGCUCUUCCUCUCCAGACAGAUUGAGACCUACAAGAUAGACAUGGUCCGUGGCAAGUGUUCAGUGACUCUCCUCAAUGAGUUGGAGGAUAUCAGGACUUACCUGGUCAGCGAGGACACCUUCUUCUACUCCAUGGUCUACGACCCCAAUGUGAAGAAUCUACUAGUGGACAAGGGAGAUAUAAGAGUUGGAGCUGAUUUCCAGGCAGAGGUUCCUCCAUACAUCCCUCCUGGUGAGUCCUCUACACCUGCCACUCCCCUCCCUAAACCCUUCUCAUGUCCCUCAGAGUCUCGAGAGGAGCCAUCCCACCUGGCCACCAAGGUCUGGGAGCCCAACAAGAUGCCAGACCACAAGGUGGAGCAGUUCCUCGUCGUCGCUCGCUCCAUUGGAACUUUUGCCAGAGCUCUCCUCGACGGAGCAAAGAAACCUCAGAUCAGUCUCCGACUGGGAGCAGCUGCAGCAUCCAGAGACAUCACUCUGUUUCAUGCCAUGGACACCCUCCACCAGAAUGACUAUGACAUCACACAGGCCACCAGCUACCUUGUACCUCGAGGUCCUGUCCUGUGUGCUGAUGAACUUGAGGCCUGGACACAAGAGGAGGCCAAGAGGUUUGAAGAAGGUCUACAAGAACAGAAAGACUUUCUCUACAUACAAAAGAAAUAUUUGUCGUGGAAACCAGUAAAGAGCAUCACAGCAUAUUACUACAUGUGGAAGACGACAGACCGUUACCAGAUCCAGAAAAGGCAUCGGAUGAUAGAGAAGCAGAACGACUUGAAGGAAGUAAUAGUUCAUCUCCGAACCCCGAGUGGGGCCCAGACUGGACCCAGAGACCUCUCGGGGAAGGCAGCAUCAUCCGGAGUCAUCCCUGCCUUGCUCCCCCCGUCCAACGACGUCCCUCGGACUGCUGACGGUGAGAGAGGCUGUGAGAGUUGCCUAGCAACUACAGCAGCUCGCUGGUACAUGUGGGGCCCCGCCCACGAGCACUGCCGACUGUGCAAUCUGUGCUACACCUACUGGAGGAAGUAUGGAGGGCUGAAACUGCCGACAAGAUGGGAGGCAAGUGAGAAGAAAGCUGGAGUCAUGACUGCCACCGCUCUGCUCCAGAGAAAACUCAACAAAGAUCGGCCGUCAGGUCCACCAAAGUCGUCCAAGAAGGCUCCUAGACAUGUGACAGCCCGCAAGUCUGGCGACAUCAUUCCUCCAGUCCCAUUCUUCAUGAGACCCUCUCCUCACACCCUCUUUGAAAGACAGGGAAUGGGUGGGCGGAGCCUCAUGCGAGUUGCUCGCCAUCCUACCUCUACUGCCAUUGUUCCUAAGUCAUCUCCCAAACCUUCGUUGGAAGCCCUACAGCGGUUCAUAGCUGGAAGACGAAGAGCCCAGCGCAGGCCUUUCACCUCUCACAGUCUAGCCUCUACUCUCAACAGACAGAGUGUCCACACCUCCCCUGUCAAACAGCUGAUUGUCAGACCUUCCCCCACCCCCAUCUCCCCCGGCUACAAGGCUGCCAAGGCCAGUAAGACAAAGGUAGUGGCUUCUGGGACAUACGUUCCUCCAAAGACAAUGAAUAGGCAGAUAACAGACAGCAGAGCAGCAAAGACCCACUUAGCCUCUUCUUCAGGAGUGUAUGUGCCACCCAGCAAUGGUGUGAUUCCUCCUCCUGUCUCCGAGUCUCGCAAGAGGAAGUUGGAAGGGCCUCAGGAGCCAGAGAGGAAGGUGAAGGUAGCUCGUCCUCCAUCGCCCGCAACCCUCGGUCCCGGGGAACUUUUCUUCAAAGCUGACAAGGGCACCAGGCAGGCUCGGGACCAGCUGGGAAAGGGAUCACUAGUGAAGGCUGCUCGUUCACCAGCUAAACUUAUCAAAUACUGAGACCUAACUCAGAUCAUGUGACAAUCACAUGACCAAACUCUUUCCUUUCUCUCUUCCAGUCGACUACAUACAAUACUAGUGUCACUGGUCUAAGUCUUAUGCUCACUGUUACGAAUGUGGCAUAAAGAAAUUGAUCUGCGUGUGCAUCAUACAACAUCUGGGGAAACACAUGAAAUUUGAGAGUCAUUCCUCUGGUCCUGGGUGCUGAAGAAGAGUCCAGAGAAGGCUUCCUGCAGGGCUCUGUGACAGCCAUAGGCAGCCAUGUACCCACUACCCACAUGUGGUAUCUCCACCUCUCUCACAUGUGUCAAGUACCCAUAGUCCCCUAGUUCUUCGAGAUCAGGGACUCCAGGCCCCAGCAGAUUCUGACUGGGAGGCUGGUAGGUAUAGUUCUCCCUCUCCUUUGUGCUUGGAACCAUGUCAAACACUGCUGUACCCAUGCUCCUCUGGAAGGUAGGGAAGGUAAUGUGCUUGGUGGUUGGCUCUGCCUCAGACUGAGCUGCAGCAGCUGCGUGGCUGGCCACCACCUCCUCCGCUGGUCUCUCUGACACCAUCAACUCAUGUAUGACGCUCUGCAUGUCUCUCUUCUUCUCCCUGGCCUCUCCCUUGGCAGAGGCAAGGGCCUGUCGGUUCCGCAGCUCCUGUAGCUGCUGCUCUUCCCUCACCUCUUGCUGU